AUACUCAUAGCUUGAUCACUUAACUUACAAGACAUUUAACUUAUGUGCUCAAACCCCUGCUGAUUGUCAAGACGCGAUCCCUUGUAACGUCCUUUAACAAAAUGAGCUGCUAUAUAAGGCUAAAAUCUUAGCAUUACAACAGUAGUUGAUUUGUAGGCACCCAUAGGGCAUGAUAGUAAAAUAAAGAUUAGAUAGACAAAUCUGUGUCAUAAGAGUUUUCUUAAAAUGGCUUUAUAUAAUUCUAAACGUUUAGUUCUACUUGUUUUAGAAUUUUCAUUCGUUACUUUAGUUACUUGUUCAGCUGAUGAAAAUUGUGAAACAUCUCUGAGUGAGAUAUUGGUCACAAAGGAACAGUAUGACGAAAUGGGAAGACUGGUCAGAUCAUGUAAUGGAGAGGUCACUGUGAACAAAUGUGAAGGAAUGUGCAGUAGCCAAGUGCACCCUUCUAUUGCAACUGUUACAGGGUUUUUAAAGGAAUGUCACUGCUGUAGAGAAAAUUACCUCAGAGAACGUAUCGUUACACUUUCACAUUGUUACAAUGCCGAUGGGGUAAGGCUGGAUGAUCCUAAAUACGCUGUCAUGGAAAUAAGGCUUCAAGAGCCAGACGAAUGCCAAUGUUUUAAAUGUGGAGACUAUAGCCGAUGAGUUAAUUGUGAUUAAAAUGUAUGGGAUAGAUUUUUUUACCUGCAAAAUAAUAUUGACGAUGGAUACGGCACGAUAAAAUAAAUUCUACAUAAUGUUAUAUUCUAGAUUUGGUCAAGGUUUUAAAAUAAAUAUGAAUUAU
This is a messenger RNA of Cydia strobilella, 784 nucleotides long. It is a transcript of the gene Pburs, whose product is annotated as partner of bursicon. The record is from RefSeq and is a predicted model, not a curated record. Gene Ontology annotation, molecular function: G protein-coupled receptor binding; neuropeptide hormone activity. NCBI's taxonomy places the organism in Eukaryota, Metazoa, Arthropoda, Insecta, Lepidoptera, Tortricidae. Gene Ontology annotation, cellular component: extracellular region; bursicon neuropeptide hormone complex. Bases 226 to 645 code for a protein of 139 amino acids. Gene Ontology annotation, biological process: G protein-coupled receptor signaling pathway. The transcript has 3 exons.